Molecule: messenger RNA, 447 nt
Organism: Gongylonema pulchrum
Lineage: Eukaryota; Metazoa; Nematoda; Chromadorea; Rhabditida; Gongylonematidae
Source: the annotation of a GenBank genome assembly
ACGAAUUUGUAUUGUACCACGGUUCACUCCUGUGUCGUAAAGGAGGAAAGUGGAAAGGAGGUGCAGUUACUGGACGAAAAUGGCUGUGCAGUGGACAAAUAUCUCUUGAAUAAUUUGGUGUAUACGUCUGAUUUGACAGGUGGCCAGAUGUCCCAGGUCUUCAAAUUUGCUGAUCAGUCAUCUCUGUUUUUCCAUUGCCAGAUACGUCUAUCACUUAAACGAGGUAGCUGCAAGAGGACAAGUGACGAAUGUCCGGAUCCAUUAACUCGAGGCAAAAGAGAUCUGUGGAACGGUUAUCAAUAUACUAAUGGUGAUGAAACUGUCGUUGAUGUUUUCUCGCAGUCGAUGACUGUUUUCGAUAUUGAUGAUCCGAUAAGUAAUAAUUUCCAUAUAAAAUUUAGCCAUAACUUCAUUCCGAUAGUACAGUCUGCUUUACAAAGCUUUUGA